AUGGGAGAAGAACAAAAUCAUCCUAGAGGACUUGAAAUCAACCCUGUCCUAAUUUGCCUUCUUGGUGUCAUAGCCGGUGCUUUAAUCGUCGUUAUUUUACAUUUUCUAAUAGUAACAUGGUGCAAAAAUACUUCACCGGAUCCUCUAGAGCAAAACGCAACCAUCUCAGUAAGUCAAAGACAAAAUCAAAGCCAAAAUCGCGCUCGUGCUAAUAAUGCUCAACCAGAGACAUCUAGUAGCACGAGCGCGAGCACAAGUGAUUCAAUGGUGCAAGUGAUCGUUUUGUCGAGGUACAACAAAGAUUCUAAAGAAGAUAUGUGUUCUAUAUGCUUGUGUGAGUUUAUGGAAGGGGAUGAAAUUAGGGUAUUGUCUCAAUGCAUGCAUAUUUUUCAUGUUCCAUGCAUCGAUGUGUGGUUGCAUUCUCACCGGAAUUGCCCGCUUUGUCGUGCGGAUGCCAAAAAGGCUCUUCCACAACGGCGUUUGACAGGGUUUUUGCCGGAGUCCCAGAGGCAAUUAUAUAACUUACAUCCAAUGGGUUCAGAAUGA
Molecule: messenger RNA, 546 nt
Organism: Capsicum annuum
Lineage: Eukaryota; Viridiplantae; Streptophyta; Magnoliopsida; Solanales; Solanaceae
Product: RING-H2 finger protein ATL51-like
Exons: 1
Coding region: 1-546 (181 amino acids)
Biological process (GO): protein ubiquitination
Source: RefSeq, a predicted model, not a curated record